Daucus carota subsp. sativus is the source of this 1178-nucleotide messenger RNA. RefSeq names its product aquaporin PIP1-2. The record is from RefSeq and is a predicted model, not a curated record. NCBI's taxonomy places the organism in Eukaryota, Viridiplantae, Streptophyta, Magnoliopsida, Apiales, Apiaceae. Gene Ontology annotation, cellular component: plasma membrane; vacuole; plasmodesma. The transcript is spliced from 4 exons. Gene Ontology annotation, biological process: transmembrane transport; response to water deprivation. Gene Ontology annotation, molecular function: water channel activity. Bases 65 to 1015 code for a protein of 316 amino acids.
AUUUAUUUCCAUUUUAAAUAAUUUAAUGAUCUGGCUUAAACUCAAUUUUUACCUAUAAAUUAGGAUGUUUCAAGCCUUCUCUGUUAUAACCACUCACAAAACUUCCUCUGUUAAGUUUUGCGUAAAAACAACAAUGGAAGGUAGAGAAGAGGAUGUGAAAGUGGGAGCUAACAAGUACUCAGAGAGGCAACCACUAGGUACAUCUGCACAAACAGAUAAGGACUAUAAGGAGCCACCACCAGCACCUUUGUUUGAGCCUGGUGAACUCACUUCAUGGUCUUUCUAUCGGGCUGGCAUUGCGGAGUUUAUAGCCACUUUCUUGUUUUUGUAUGUCACCGUUUUGACUGUUAUGGGUGUUUCCAAUGCACCUAAUAAAUGUGCUUCUGUGGGUAUUCAAGGGAUUGCAUGGGCUUUUGGGGGCAUGAUCUUUGCCCUUGUUUACUGCACUGCUGGAAUUUCAGGAGGACAUAUCAACCCGGCUGUGACAUUCGGUUUGUUUCUGGCAAGGAAGCUUUCCUUGACCAGGGCAUUGUUCUACAUUGUGAUGCAAUGCCUUGGUGCUAUCUGUGGUGCUGGUGUUAUCAAGGGGUUUGAAGGAUCAUCAAGAUUUGAGCUCAAUGGCGGUGGGGCUAAUGUUGUGAAUCCUGGCUACACCAAGGGCGAUGGUCUUGGUGCUGAGAUUGUUGGCACCUUUAUUCUUGUCUACACUGUCUUUUCUGCUACUGAUGCUAAGAGAAGUGCCAGAGAUUCACACGUUCCUAUAUUGGCCCCUCUUCCUAUUGGAUUCGCGGUUUUCUUGGUUCAUUUGGCCACCAUUCCCAUCACAGGGACCGGAAUCAACCCAGCCAGAAGUCUUGGCGCUGCCAUCAUUUACAACAAAGGCCACGCUUGGGAUGAUCACUGGAUUUUCUGGGUCGGUCCGUUCAUCGGGGCUGCACUGGCUGCAGCAUACCACCAGAUAGUCAUCAGAGCCAUUCCUUUCAAGAGCACAUCUUAUAUUGCAGUAUCCAAAUAGAUUAUCUACUGGCUCGUUUGUUUUUCUUCCUGCAUUGUAAUUGUCAAGGUCAUGCGGAAGGAUUGAUUUUUCAGCAGUUUAUUUAUGCAUGAACAUUAUCAGUGAAUGCUGUAUUACUGCUUGAAUUUGCAUCUUAUGAAUAAAAGAUUCUUUGAUUUCUCCA